GCAUUCACUGAGGGCUGACAGUGCAACAGGCAGCUGGAGCUGAACCCCCACACCCACUUACCUCCUGUGUACAAAUUCACUUCAUCCAUGGCGGGUAAGAUCCAGAGUCUGAGCGAGGAGGAGAGGGCUCACCUGCUCCCCCUGCUGCGCAACGCCCAGUGGGUGGAGGUGGGGGGGCGGGAUGCCAUUUAUAAAGAGUUCAUCUUCAAAGACUUCAACCAGGCGUUUGGUUUCAUGUCCAGAGUGGCUUUACAGGCAGAGAAGAUGGAUCAUCAUCCUGAGUGGUUCAACGUCUACAACAAGGUCCAGAUUACGCUCAGCACACAUGAAUGUGGGGGAUUAUCUCAGCGUGACAUCCAAAUGGCCACCUUCAUAGACCAGGCGUCUCUGAUGUGAACAAACCCCCCCAUCAGAUAACUCAACACAAAAAAUGUGACUCGUCUUAAAAAGACAUGACUGGAUGACUUUGAAUUCCUUGUGAUAAUUGUAACUGGUGUGUAGUUGGUUUUCUCUUUGACAGAAAAACAAAUUAACUGAAGGAAAUUAUUAAAUCCUGUUUACAAAAAUUCUAAGAACAGAAGCAGCAACCAUUCCAGAGAACGUUACAGAAAGCAUUCAGUCAUUUAUCGUUUAGUCCCAACAAGUGUCUUAUUGUGCCAACUGUUUUUCUAUGAUGUAAAAAUAAAUGUUACUUUUACUGCUUGCCACAAAAAGGCA
Messenger RNA from Nematolebias whitei (Rio pearlfish), 717 nucleotides. It is a transcript of the gene pcbd1, whose product is annotated as pterin-4 alpha-carbinolamine dehydratase/dimerization cofactor of hepatocyte nuclear factor 1 alpha. Lineage: Eukaryota; Metazoa; Chordata; Actinopteri; Cyprinodontiformes; Rivulidae. The transcript has 4 exons. Gene Ontology annotation, molecular function: 4-alpha-hydroxytetrahydrobiopterin dehydratase activity. The coding region runs from base 88 to 396 and encodes 102 amino acids. The record is from RefSeq and is a predicted model, not a curated record. Gene Ontology annotation, biological process: tetrahydrobiopterin biosynthetic process.